Bemisia tabaci is the source of this 2574-nucleotide messenger RNA. RefSeq names its product acyl-CoA-binding domain-containing protein 4. Lineage: Eukaryota; Metazoa; Arthropoda; Insecta; Hemiptera; Aleyrodidae. The record is from RefSeq and is a predicted model, not a curated record. Gene Ontology annotation, cellular component: cytoplasm. Gene Ontology annotation, biological process: fatty acid metabolic process. Gene Ontology annotation, molecular function: fatty-acyl-CoA binding.
CACCAUUCCUCGGAACGAAGUUUCUAAUGAAUUUAUUACGGAAAAUAGUGGUGAAAUGAUAAAGUGUAGUAUUGUAGUCGGUUUUUACGGCACUUUUUUCGGAGAUUUUAAUUACAUAAUUUCAAAAUAUUAUGAUUUACCGCGGUGGCCAAAAUUGGAAUUGCGAUCAAGGUCGAAUGCCCCCCUCCCCCUGUCGUCAAAUUAUUAUCGGUGAUCAGCUGAAUCAGCUGACAUUUGUUUAUUCCAGUUCGUUCUAAUCAUGGCUCAAUUAGCUGCAGAUUUCUAGUGUUAUUAGUCUCUAAAACAAUUAAUUAUGCUGUGUUUCCCGUUGUAAUUUCCGCGAUUUCUUCAUUUCGUUCUCCGAUCGAUCCUCGUGUGCAGUAAUUUAUCAGUGGUGAAACUUGUGACUUGCGGCGAAUACUUCAAUACUCAUCAUGACCACUGAAGCAAAGUUCCAUGCAGCAGUGAAUGUCAUUCGAAGUUUACCUAAACAUGGAUCGUAUCAGCCAUCUCAUGAUCUUAUGCUCAGAUUUUAUGCAUACUUCAAACAAGCAACAGAAGGACCAAAUACUGCUCCAAAACCUGCAUUUUGGGAAGUGGUGAAAAAAGCAAAAUGGGAUGCAUGGACCAAAUUGGGGAAUAUGCCAAAAGAAGAGGCAAUGACAAACUACGUGGAAGAAUUAAAAAAGAUUGUUGAAACCAUGUCAUACACUGACAAUGUGGCCAAUUUUGUCUCGAGUCUCGACUCUUUUUAUGAGUCUGUCCCCGCGCAGGAUUUGGAACUGCUUAUUGGACCUGUGAUAGAAAGAGUGCGCUCUCAGCCAGGAUCUCCUCUCGCUGGUUCGCCUCUGGGCUCCAGAGAAGCAUCACCUACACGAAAUGAUAGAUCGCAAGAGUUGCGACCAAAAGUAAACCAUGCGAGGGACAAGUCACCCUACAGUAGUGAAUCAGUCUCUCCACUGCCUCCGGAAUCCGAUGAUGAAGAUGAAACAUUCAUGGAUACUGUGGAAAUAAAUAUUGAGAACAGUUAUGGAAAAGAAAGUUCAAAACGGAAAAGACCGGAAUCUAAACGAGCAAACAACAUUGACAACAACACAAAUAAAAAUGAUGUAUCGCAGCGUUACCAACCACAGCAGUCUGGCACUGAGUCAUUGAAUUGUGCCACUCUUAAUUCCAGAAAAGGUACAGUGCUCUCUGGAAAUUCUGUGAAUGCAUCACAAACUGUUCCCUACGUUCGUUCCACGGAUAAUGAUUCUGAUUAUCAAAUCAUCCGAAAUACUCUAAUAAGUCUACAAAGAGAUCUGAACAAUUUACAAACUAAAGUCACGCAUUUAGAGUCGUCGGCCAAUCAAAGGGGAAGAGGCCCUCGUGCAAAAGAUUGGCCACUCAGAAUCUCCACUCCAAGUCUCACAUUUUUAAUACUGUGGCCUAUUGCCGUGAACUUACUAUUCUUAUGGUUGCGGAGGAAAAAUCGGGGAGAGAGACUCUAGCUGUUUUAAAUAGAGUGUUGGGCAAGCGGAAGGUUCGUACACAUUCCAAUUCCUCGUUAUUUGUUUCUCUUUUGGUAGCAUGACAAUGUCAGUCUAUCCUCAUUAGGUUUCAGCGAGUGAGUGCACAAUUGCACAUUUUGAUUCCAUUCUGGCUUAUCGUAGGAAAGAAGAACUUUUUUCGUCAGAUCUUCGUAACUCUGGAUCCUUGCCAUCAGUAGAUUUUUAUGCUGUCUUGAGGUUUCAGCUCCUUUAUGUAUCACUUCGAUAGUUGAUUAGAGGUAUCAAAAUGGAAACCUGAAACUUGGCUUCACUACUUAGGACUCCCUACUGUCAUCACCCGUAAGAAGUAUCUUUUGUAGAGGGAAAAGAAUCGAUAGGCUCCUUGAAGGUUGAACUUUUUUCCUUUAUCGAUAAAUAGAGGUUUCUUCAUAACUUGAUCUUAGUCUAAGAUUUUAGUUACUCCUCUCUUCUCAACCCUUUCAGUCUGCGAACCGAAUAAUUGCAAUUUGAUGGUGAAACUGCAGAAACUUGGUUUGCUGCAUUGUAAAACUUCCUAUCUUACCUAAUCCUCUACACGGAAGACUUCUCGAUAUUGUUUCUUGAAAACUUCCCUGAUUUUUAUUCUCUGCAAGAAGAAUAUUCUGUGAAAAUUUUAAACUAUAAUGUUGGUUUGGUCUCCUUUUCAAAGGGAGGAGCAGAGAUUUUGAAACACUGCAACUGAGGUAUGCAUUUUUCAGUUUCGCCAUCGAAUUGCUUCUCCUGUUCUCUUCCAAUAGCUUCGUUUUGAAUAGGUGGCACAUAGCUUAUGGUCAAUUUUUUUUCAGUCAUUUUCACAGGUAUUAUUCUUUUGUCUGUGUAAUUCUAAUGGAAUGUUUCUUUGUUUUAUCAUAAUUUUGACAGAAAAUGAUAUUUUUUUCAUCUCAAACUCUGUAAGUGCCACCUUUUUCUUUUCUUUUUUCCAUUUAUCUCCUUCCCUAUAUCCCUCCUCUCAUUUUGUGUUCUCACUAUGAUACUUUUUCCUCUCAUAGUUUUAAAAACUGACAUUUGUGUAAAUAAUGGUUGACAUGUAUGUAUCCGUCAUGUG